GCGCCCAGUGUGUGCUCAUUAAGUUUGUGUUACGACACUGGACUGUCUGUUUCGAGACGAAUCUUGCCAUAAGGUGUUGCUUUUGCUAUAACACUCUAACAUGGCAAAGGGAUCUCAGCUAUCUCAGCUCAAGACCGCUCUGAACAAGGCUGGAUUAACCCACCAACCACAGCAUGGCAAGAAACGAAAGCGGGCUGUCUUGGAUGACAAGGAGAAGGAGCGGAGAGCGACGAAGCUAAGAGAGAUUCAGCAGAAGAUGAAUCCUUUUGAUGUUAAGGUGACAAAGCUCAAGCAUGACGUUGGAGGAAGGAAAAUAGCGGGUGUGAUGGGUCGACCUGCGCAGAGUAAGCAAGCUGGUAUCGAGCAGCGAAAGAAGACUCUUCUCAAAGAAUAUGAGGAGAGGGACCGAACUGGAGGCAUUGUCGACCGUCGGUUUGGUGAAAGCGACCCGACUAUGAAUCCCGAGGAACGUAUGCUUGAACGAUUCACGAGGGAACGACAGCGUGCCUCAAAGGGCGAUGCAUUUAACCUGGACGAUGAAGACGAGCUUACCCACUAUGGUCAGAGUCUGUCCAAACUGGAUGACUUUGACAAUGUGGGUCUUGGUCUAGACGAUGAAGAAGAGGACGAAGGUCAAAUAGACCGGAGGACUGUUGAAAAGAGUCAUUUUGGUGGUUUUGGAGAUGAUGAGGACGAGAGCGAUGAUGGAGAGGGACAGCCCGAGCGGAAGAGAUCGAAGGCCGAAGUUAUGGCUGAGGUCAUCGCAAAGAGCAAAGAACACAAAUUCCUUCGUCAAAAUCAACAAGAGGAGGACGAGAACCUUCGACACGAACUUGACCAAGAGCUCGAUUCUAUUCGGUCACUUCUCUAUGCUGCAGAUACAUCGUUACUGCCCGUCGAGUCUGCAACUACCUCUGAAUCAAAACCUUCCGUAGAUGAUGUCCUAGUAAGACCUGCACUACCGGAUCAGGACCAAGAAUAUGACCAAUUUGUUCGUGAAUUGGCUUUCGAAGCUCGUGCGAAGCCUAAGGAUCGGACUAAGACUGAGGAGGAAAUUGCACUCGAGGAGAAGGAGGCCCUUGAGAAAGCUGAGAGGCAGAGAAUACGCAGGAUGAAUGGCGAAGAAGACGGGAGUAGUGACGAGGACGAAGGAGACAGGAAGAAAGGCAAACGGAGAGUGCAGGGUGGGGACGAUUUAGAGGAUGAUUUCAUGGAUGAGGAUGGGUGGAAUGGUUUGGGUGCGGGGUUGAAGAACGUGCAGGACGAUGAGGAGGGCAGUAUUGAGGGCGAUGAAGGCGAGGACGAAGAAGAAGAGGAAAGCGAGGAACAAGGUGGUGAUGACGGAGAGUCGACGUCAGAAGAAGACGACGUCGAGGGAGAGGCCGGAAGUACCGAGGAACUUAUAUCAACCUCUCGGAAGACUUCGUUGAAGAAGACAUCAUCGGCCACUAGUCAGGAACUACCGUUCACAUUCCCUUGUCCAUCGACACAUGACGAAUUCUUGGAGAUCGUCGAGAAUAUUCGUGACGAGGAUGUGCCUAUCAUCGUGAAACGAAUACGGACACUACAUCAUGCAAGCCUAGCCGAGGACAACAAAUUCAAGCUUCAGGCUUUGGCUGGUGUGCUGCUCGACCACAUCCUCUACAUCACCUCUCCACCGACACCGAAGUUUGCCCUCCUCUCAUCCCUAAUUCCUCAUAUCUAUUCCCUCUCCAAAUCCUAUCCUAUCCAAUCCGCCCAACACUUCAUUGCGAAACUCAACCUGAUGCAAAAAAAUCUAAAGCGUGGCCUCUCGCAUGGCGUGACCGACCCGGAGUCGAGGACAUGGCCAGGUCUUCCUGAACUUUCGCUCCUUCGAGUGGUAGGGAUCAUAUGGUCUACAAGUGACAUGAACCAUCAUGUCGUUUCACCUGCGAGGGUACUCAUUGGAUCGUACCUUGGCCUAUGUCGGGUCAGGUCAAUACAAGACUUGACUUCCGGGCUCUUCCUCUGUACGCUGUUCCUCCAGUACGAGGAACUAUCGAAGCGUCUUAUCCCGGAAGUGAUCAAUUUCUUGGUGAACUCUGUGCUGCAUCUCGCUCCCCACAAUUUCAAAGAAGCCGCUUCGUUACCUGGAAACUUCCCUUCGCCUGACUUCCGGUCAGAAAGAUGCUCUAGCCUAUCACUGAACGUGAGGAAGGCGAAGAAGCUGGCUCUAUUGAAACCAGAUAUGACUUCGCUACUAGCGCGUGAGUCUCAUGGGGAGCAAGCUAAACUCGACCUUUUGGGUGUCAGCCUUGAUCUACUCGGACAGUUUGGCAAUAUGUACAAGGGAUUGGAUGGUUUUAUCGAGCUAUACGAGCCCAUCGUCGAUAUUCUGCAGGGCAUUAAUUCGAAGGAUUUACCCACGGAGCUUGAGGCCAAACGAAGUUCAUUAUUGGACACACUGGGAAGGCUUCUCAAGUUUGCUCGUCAAUCCCGUCAUCCGCUCCGACUGCAAGCUCACAAGCCCAUUCCCAUUCCUUCCUACAUACCCAAAUUCGAGCACACGACUUCGAACUAUCUACGCAACCGUGACCCUGAUCACGAGCGUAACGAAGCGGCCAAACUUCGUACACAAUACAAGCAGGAGAAGAAGGGCGCUAUUCGAGAACUGCGCAAGGAUGCUCGCUUCUUGGCUGCUGAACAGCAAAAGAAGCAAAAGGAGAAGGAUCGGGCAUACAAUGAUAAGUUGAAGAGGGUCUUUGGUUCGAUCGAGGGUGAGCGAGCAGAACAGAAGGCACUCGAGCGGGAGAAAGAGCGAGAGAAAAAACGCGCAGGUCGAAAAUAGAACUUGUUAGAGCUAUCGUCACUUUGCUGAAUUGCAUACCUGUUCUUACAAAUAUCCGUGUAUCCUGCGCAUUAUUAUCUUUCCUAUGUGCUUUCGAUGAGAUGUGCCAUUUUGUUUCAAGUAUUACACUCGUAAUCUCGCUCACGCAAGAAGAGUAACGUGAUAAGACGCGCUGUUCUACGCGACGCGUCUUGCCAUCCCCGACUCAUGAUCACAGCAAGCGUUGCCCACGACUCUCGACCUAACCAUUUUUUGCUGUUCGCGCUAGGAAAUACACCUGAAGAUCGUGC
Molecule: messenger RNA, 3099 nt
Organism: Somion occarium
Lineage: Eukaryota; Fungi; Basidiomycota; Agaricomycetes; Polyporales; Cerrenaceae
Source: the annotation of a GenBank genome assembly